AUGCCCAGAGCUGUCAGGCAGCCCCAGACAGCGGUCCCGGCUCCCCUGGCACACCGCCCUGGCUUGGCACAGGGGCCAGCCCGUGCUGCGCCAGCAGCCCCUGCACCAGCACGAGCUCCUGCUCCAGCUCCUGGGCUCCGCAGCUCAGCCCCGGCACGGCAGCGGCACGUUCCCCCAGCACCUGCAGCGCCCGUGCCGCCAGCCGGGCCCUCACCAGCAGCACGGCCACGGCCACGUGCAGCUUGGCACAGCCCAGAGCCUUCAUCCCCCAGCAGGCAGCAGCCCCUGCGGAGAGAGCAGGCAAAGGAACCGUAA
Molecule: messenger RNA, 315 nt
Organism: Charadrius vociferus (killdeer)
Lineage: Eukaryota; Metazoa; Chordata; Aves; Charadriiformes; Charadriidae
Product: predicted GPI-anchored protein 58
Exons: 1
Coding region: 1-315 (104 amino acids)
Source: RefSeq, a predicted model, not a curated record